Oncorhynchus gorbuscha (pink salmon) is the source of this 5157-nucleotide messenger RNA. Its product is annotated as peptidase inhibitor R3HDML-like. NCBI's taxonomy places the organism in Eukaryota, Metazoa, Chordata, Actinopteri, Salmoniformes, Salmonidae. The transcript has 5 exons. The record is from RefSeq and is a predicted model, not a curated record. The coding region runs from base 3552 to 4358 and encodes 268 amino acids.
GGAAAAAGUGAAGGGGUCUGAAUGCUUUCUGAAUGCACUGUAUAUUCGCAGUCUAUGCUGUCGUGCUCCUGUACAGACGGAGUACCUAUUUUUAUAAUACCAACAAUCUUCUUUCUCAAGCUUGCUUUAUUGAAUUUGACGUCCCAUGGACACACACUACUCUCACACUGUCUGGCCUAUUCUUUUUGCCAGGUCAUUAUUUGGGAAAGUAUAUAUCUUCUCACUGACUCUGUGGCCGACGAGAGUUUUUGGAUGCUACCCUGGCGUCUGAGCUGAACGUCCCCACUCAGCCCCUCUCCAUUCUCAUGGACUUUAGAGCGCUGGACUGGCGCUCUCCAGGCCGAGUCACUCACAACACCACUCCCAUCCACUUACAGGUGUCAGGGAACCCCAGCGAGACGAUCCAGAUCCUGUUUAUCAAGUCCCCUCUGAUUCCCUUGGUAUUGGGAUUCUCCUGGCUCCAACGACACAAUCCCCUCAUUAACUGAUCUAUUGGUGUCAUCAUGGGCUAAAGCCCGUUCUGCCAGGCCCAUUGCCUAAAGUCAGCACAACCUGCCCUGGGACGUCUUCCUGGGGAAUUUGAAGGUGCCCCGGACCUCUCCGCCAUACGUACUGUCACACCCUGAUCUGUUUCAGCUGUCUUUGUGCUUGUCUCCACCCCACCCCAGGUGUUGUCCAUCUUCCCCAUUAUCCCGUGUACUUGUACCUCUGCUUUCUGUUUGUCUGUUGCCAAUUCGUCUUCUUUGUCAAGCUUACAAGUGGUUGUCCGGCCAGCUCCUGUCUUUUCUCAGCCUCUCUUUUUCACGCCCUCCUGGUUUUUGAACCUUGCCUGUCCUGACCUUGAACCCGUCCGCCUGACCACUCUGCCUGACCCUGAACCUGCCUGCUGUCCGGUACCAUUGCCACUAUCUGGAUUUCCGACCUCUGCCUGACCUGACCCUGAGCCUGCCUGCCUGCCGUCCUGUACCUUUGCCUCUGUUGCUAUAAUAAACAUUGUUACUUCGACACAGUCUGCAUCUGGGUCUUACCUUAUCCUGAUAAAUAUGAUGUCAAGAUGAGCCAAUGCGGCCAAAGUUUAGGGAGAGUCAAUAAUGUCACCACACAGUUCACUGGCAUAUGUCUGGUUAUAGUACCUAUAGCAGGCAUCAGUAUGGUUGUACCUGAAUGAUUUUGUGGAAGGGGAUGUUUAUGAUACUAUAGUGAGUAUAUAAGCUUUUCAGGAAGUACAUUAUAUUUCCUUGAGAUAAUUGGGUGACUGACAAAAUGAUGGGGUUUUAUUUGGAUUAAAAAUCUAAACCUAUUUCAGUUUGCAUUUAGGCCAAUUUGACCGAAAUCCUGUGCUUUCCCCAUCCACUCAAAGUGAGAGAAAGACUCAAUGGAAUGCCUUAGUUAAAGAGUGCUGGUCAUUCUGUACACAGAACAUAUUUUUCGUUGGGCAUGGCAUGGGGGUAGAGGGUGGAUGAAUCUUCCACAAAGUAAAGACUUUUCCAUACGAUUCCAUGGCAUACAUCCAAGGUAUUUCCCAACUGUGACAUUCAUUAUUCAUCGCAUACAUUCAGAGGUUUGGGUGGUCAAUGGUUAGACUGUGAUGGUGUUUGAAACUGAAGUAUUGAAACUAAAGUUAUUGAAACAAAAGUGCAGUAUAGUGAUUCUUGUAGGCAAGCAAUUCCAUCACACACAAUACAGUACUUCAUGUACUAUAUACUGUAGACAGUCUCCUAGAAAGAAAUGUAAUAUGCAAGUGUAACCAUUUGACAUGCCAACUGUAUGUGUGACUAUAUAUGGUAUGAAAACCUUUUGAUUUAAUGCCUAAAUACCACUGAUUUAAUCAGAGUGCUCCCACUGGACAGUUGCUGUACCUCUCUUUUGACCUUAUAUAUUUGCUCCACUGAGGAGGCAAGAGUCUUGGCGAUCUCUUUGACCCCACACUGCUGGUAGAGUUUUGACAGUUGGUGCUGUGUACCUUGGCAGUGCCAUGGUAGUCGAGAGGUACAGUAUAUUACAAAUGGCAGAGGUUCUAGGAACCUUCAUGCCUGGAAUCCACUGGGACAGCUGGAGAUGAACGCUGACUCCACAGUGUCAGGCACUUUCAAAAUGGGACCUUUUAAUGCUUAAUAUGCAUUCUUCUCUCCGUUCAUUCCCUGGAAGCAUGUUUCUUAUUUAUUGAAAUGUUUUAUUGUGUUUUAUUAAAACAACUUGGGGAUAACUGUGGAGAUAGAGGGGCAGCCAAAGCAUGUGCUCUACGAUUACAAACAGUUCUUUAGGCAGACCUAAGCACUCAAAUGAAAUAUCACUCAAAUGUCCCAACCCACAAAUUAUUUUGAUGGAAAACUCUCAUUGUAUAGUUGAUUUAAAGAAAAAUCUUUAUUAUUCAGGGAUUUUAAAAAAAUCCAAGUAAUAUUAGCCGUCACGAAAAUACAAGAGAAGAAGAGAUAUUCAUGUGCAAUGAAUUCUAUAGAAACAGAAUAUAUAAACACAUAUACAGUAUUUCAAUGAUUACUAGAAAAUCUUUCUUGUGUUUUUUUUACAGGGCUUGGAAGCCAGUACAGUGAGUUUUCAUAAUGAGUGUAUUAACAUAUAUCAAAUUGUUUUCUGGCCCCUGGGUAGAAACCCUCUGUGAGAGAAAAAAAAGGAAGAGGGAGAAAAGACAGGAGGGCUUGUGAGUGCGUCAGAUACCCUGUGAGAGAGUUGGCCCAGUUAAAGUUCCCUGCCACAUAUGUCAAACAGUCUUGUUUGCAAAGGCUAGUGUUUAAGUGUGGAUCUGCUGAGCUUCUCAUCUCCUAGCUGGCUGCUUUACUCUGCUCUACUCUACUGGGCUUGAAUAACUGAUAAAGGUAUGUACUGUCUGGGUCAGUGGCAUUGCUGCUUUGUGUGCAUGGCAUUUGUAUUUAUUAAAUAUAGUAGAGACUGUGAUGAAUGUGAGAUUAAUUAAGCAAUAAGAAUGGUAAUUAUACAUUUUCAUUGAUGCUAGUAGAGAAUAUUACAUUUAUAACUUUCCAUUGUGAAUUAGAAUGUCAAAUUAAAUAAUUAUAUUGAUUACAGAUACUUGUGUAAAAAUAUUGUUUCAGCUAUAAGGCUUCCUAUCAUUUUUCACAGUUUAGGUAUGACUAUGUAUGUUAAAAUGAACAAGUUUCAUGACAACAUUCUGACUGUACAAUUGACAUAUUAAUUAAAUAUUGAUAGUGAUUUGCGUAUAUUAUUUUGUGACUGUAUAAGGUUCUUGCUAUCAGUUUCUACUGUAUAUAUUUUUUUUUGCCUAACUACAAACAAACUACAGUUAAGAAUGUAACAUUUGUAUUCUCUUGACCUCUGUAAACUUGAUUCUGACUUAUAAUCAUGAAUUAAUUCAUUAUACAUUGAUAAGUAUGUUCAUAGAGUUCAGACAACACUUUGCACAGGAAUUACAAACAGUACUUAAUAGAAGCUUUCUCCCCAAUAAUUGUUGCUCUUUUGACUCCUAAUAUUGUAGCUUAUGACAGUUUCUAAAAACAUAUAUAUUUAUUCAACAUGCUUUCCCUCCUCUCCCCACUCAACAGAAGUCUACUAGAACCAUGUGCUAUCAAAACUCCAUCCAGAGGGUAGAGAUGGGUGCUGCUUGCGCUCAGCUCCUCUUCGCUGCCAUCUUCUGGUCAAUGCCUUACACUGGAGCUGCUGCUGUGCUGUCUCUGUCCAAAUCCAACCAGACAGACCUUCUCCAACUAACUAGGUCUGCCUUCGAGGCAGAGUCUGACUGGAGUAAUCGGAAUCUUACUAGCAUCGACAUGCCUCGUAGCCGAAGGAGGAGAGCCAUCUCCUCCAGAGAAAUGAAUGCCUUGUUGGAUUAUCACAACCGUGUCCGCUCCCAGGUCUUCCCUCAAGCUGCCAACAUGGAGAUCAUGGUGUGGGAUGGGAAACUGGCAAAAUCAGCAGAUUCCUGGGCUUCCCGUUGCAUAUGGGAUCAUGGACCCUCACAGACCAUGAGAUAUAUGGGCCAAAACCUGUCCAUCAACUCUGGCAGAUACCGAUCAGUCAUUGAGCUGGUGAGGUCCUGGCAGGAUGAGAAAAACUCAUUCUCCUACCCCAACACAUGCAGUGGACCAGUUUGUUCCCACUAUACACAGAUGGUAUGGGCCAAUACCAAUAGGAUGGGAUGUGCCAUCAACAAGUGUUCAAACAUGAACGUGUAUGGGAGCUCUUGGAGAACAGCAGUGUUCCUGGUUUGCAACUACUCUAUCAAAGGGAACUGGGUUGGAGAGGCUCCCUACAAGAGUGGCAAACCAUGCUCUGCUUGUCCAUCAAAAUAUGGAGGUUCGUGUAACAGAAACCAGUGUUCCUCCGCUGGUUCAAAAGUCAAAGCCAAGAGACGAAAAAGAUAUUAAAACAAGUUGGACGUCAGUCACAUUUUCCCUGUUUUAAUGGAAGACUUUAAAUGAUUAACUGUUUCCUGUUGAACCAUUCCAUUGAUCUCAUUUAAAAAAAACUGCAAGAGAAGAUGUGUGAGAUGCGAAGAAUUUCUAAAUAAUAAUAGUAAUUUAAAAAAAACAAUAACUGGUUUUGCAAAGUUGGAAGUAACUAAAAAUGACAAAAAAGUUUCUGUGAUUAAAUUACAGUACCACUAUUUUUGUGUUUAUUAUUAACAAGUGUUUGAUGCACCACCUACUGGAUGUUUAGGCAAGCCCCCCCCCCCCCAUCUCCUGGUCAUGAUGGUGUCAAUUCCCUCCUCUGCAUGGAAAUAAGCCUAAUUAUAAACUCUUGGGUUGCAAAGCUCCAUUUGGGGCCAGGACAUACAGAACCCAGCUACCUAAAACCACAAGGGAAUUAUGUUGUAUUCAUCUGAUUAUGUCCUUUAUUGAAAAUGUUGAGAAGAUGAGUUCAAUAUAUUUGUAGGGCUAUGCCAACGUGUUUGCUAAGUCCACAAACUGUUUGCACUGUUUUUGGUUGAUUAUUCGGCUCGAGUGACAUUUUGCGAAGCUAUUUGUAUUGAAAAUGAAGCACUUUUAUAGUUCACUGUUUUCAUUUUUUAAAAUGGUAUAAUACAUGUUUACUGUAAAUUUAGAGACAUAGAUCAUUUUUAUGAAUUGUUCUGUUGUAGACCAAUUAUCUUUUAUAACAUUGUAAUUCACUUAUUAGAGGUCAUGAUUGGCCUGAAAAUGACAACACUGUCAAGCAUUCUUUGAA